Hippocampus comes (tiger tail seahorse) is the source of this 2125-nucleotide messenger RNA. It is a transcript of the gene cep63, whose product is annotated as centrosomal protein 63. Gene Ontology annotation, biological process: centriole replication; de novo centriole assembly involved in multi-ciliated epithelial cell differentiation. Lineage: Eukaryota; Metazoa; Chordata; Actinopteri; Syngnathiformes; Syngnathidae. Gene Ontology annotation, cellular component: centriole. The record is from RefSeq and is a predicted model, not a curated record. The transcript has 12 exons. Bases 415 to 1932 code for a protein of 505 amino acids.
UAUUAAAAGAAAGAAAAUAAAAGUGACAUGGUCCGGUGAUGUCAUCCAGGCUCGCGGCCUACGUCAGACGUGAUGACGUAGCACCUGGUUCGGCUUCUCAACAGGACGUAUUUUUUUUUCUUUUUAUGUACUUCAAAAGUUAUUUCCCAAAAUGUCCAGUUGAAUAUCGUAAAUGUUAAUUUUCAUACGCUUAACGAGCUAGCUGCUAGCAUUUAGUCUUUUGGAGACCUAAACUAUUACGCGUGACGUUACGUCGCUUUGAACGUUUGGUGGCGCCACAGAGGUUGUUAGCUUGGUGUUGCAAGCUGGUUGCUAACCACCAUUGAAACAAAUGCCUGCAACUUAACUUUAUGUACCAAACUAAUAAGACUAUAUGGUCAGUACUCUGUCACCGGAAAACAUUAAUAAGCCCAUAUGGAGGCGUGUUGGAGCUCCUUGCUAAAUUCGGACCUCAGCUCCGUUUUGUUGGCGUGCGAGCCAGAGCUCCAGGAGCUGAUGCGGCAGGUCGACAUCAUGAUGAGCCAGCAGAGAAGCGAGUGGGAGGCGCAGGUGCGGAACCUCAAGCUGCGGCUGAAGGGCUGCCAGGAGGAAAUUUCCGCCUCCAGGGUGGUCAUCCAGCGCAAGGACCUGGAGAUUGGAGUUCUCCGUAAGCAGGUGGAGGACGUCCAAGUUGGACGACAGGACCUGGCUACCAAGUACGAAAAGCAGCUCGGAAAAGUCAGCGAGGAGUUGGACAAGUUGAAGAGGAGUUAUCAGAAGCUUGAGCGUAGACAUGUGAAGAAGGCCAUCACUGAGGAAUGCAAAUCCAAAGAGGAGUACAUGUCUGAAGUCAGGAUUCUUCAGGCCCAGGUUGAGGCACAGAGUGCAUCGGAGCGCAAACACGCCGACUGCUGCGCCGACGUUAAGCGAAUGCGCGCUCAGCUGGAAAAAGUUCACCAUGAGCUGCACACGCAGGAAGUGGAACUGGAACGCUUCCGAGCCCUGGAGAACGCGAGGCUGGGACGUGACCGCAGGGAGCAACACGACAAAACGGAGGAGGUUGAAAGGCUUCACAAUGACGUCAGCACACUCAAAAACAUGGUGCACGACAAAGAGCAAGCGAGACACUCAUUGGAGGAGUGUUUGGUGUCGCAUGAUUUUGCCGGUGUGGAGAAGCUUCGUGACGAUCUGCAGACGAGGUCCGCAGAGCUUGACCGCGCUCGGGCGAGUGAGGCUCACCUCAAAGGGCAAGUGAUGCAACUCAAACAGAGACUGGAAGAGAUGAGCGCCCAGCAUGUGAAGGCGCAACAAGAAGCCAGGGUGCUAAAAGACGCAUUUGAUACCUCAGUAGAAGAAGUGAAAAUGCUGCAAAAGGAGCUGUCUAGGGCGGAGCUGCAGCACAGCGGAGAAGUGGAUUUCAUGAGGAAGAAGGCCGAGGCGUCUUCCGCAGCAUCGCUGGCCUCCCCCACGGAAAGCUGCGUGACGGAGCAGGACCGGUCGCAGCUGAGGCCGGAGGUCGCGCAGACGCCACGCCCGCCCACGUGGGCCGCGGGCGGACACAGGCCGGCCUUGCACGGACAGGCUGCGGGCGACCAUUCGAAGACCGCUGCGGAAAGCGGUGUCGAUGAGGGGACAUCCUAUGACGGCGACAUCCAGCGUCUGUUCACGCAGCUUCGCUCGUCGGGCUCUCAGCAGCCGCCCAGUGACAGCACGCUCUCCGGUGGGAAGUCUACACUGACCAAGGCCGCUCCUGAGGGACGUUGCUCCGUCUCACCCUCCCCACCGGAUGUUUGGGCGGCGUCUUCUCAGGUGGACGCCACCGUGUCGCACUACCUGGAGAAGGAGACGCUUCACUCCAAGGAGCUUCUGCACAAGCUGGACAUGCACAUCCUCGGCAUGGGCGACAGCAACGCCGCCAGCAUAGCCAAGCGCCUCAACACCAAGACGUCGUGAAGGUGGAACAAAAUCUUACCGUCGUUUUCUUUUUUAACUCUUUGCACAUUAAACAUGUCUCAGAAGUCACUAGAGUUCCGCCACCAUCUCAUUUUUUGGAACCGUCUUUCGGACAAAUGUCAAAGUUAACCGCAGUGAUGAGUGUGAAGUUGGAAUUAAAAAGGAAAAGAUUGAAUGAGUAGAAGAAAGUUGA